Solanum stenotomum is the source of this 1533-nucleotide messenger RNA. Its product is annotated as vesicle-associated protein 2-2-like. The record is from RefSeq and is a predicted model, not a curated record. Lineage: Eukaryota; Viridiplantae; Streptophyta; Magnoliopsida; Solanales; Solanaceae. Gene Ontology annotation, biological process: endoplasmic reticulum membrane organization. The transcript has 12 exons. Bases 348 to 1415 code for a protein of 355 amino acids. Gene Ontology annotation, cellular component: endoplasmic reticulum membrane; plasma membrane.
GUAAAUCAUCAUAAACUCCGUUAACCGUUCCUCAUUCCCCAUUCCUACAUCCCUUUCGCUUCAAGUCUUCCCCAUUUUUGCAACUACUUUUCUCCCUUUCUUCUUCUCCUCAGUGUUUCAGAUCACCUACUCUCUCUCUCUCUCUCUCAUUGGCUUUCACCAGAACUGGAGGAUUGCGCGAUUUCGUCUUCGGAGUUUGAACAUCUUUGACGAAUGCGAUUUCUCUGAUCCUAAGCUUAUAACUUCUACCAAACGGCACCAGAAUCUGAAAUCAGUCGAUGCAAAAUAAGCCGGCAGUGUGAAUAAUUGAUUCUGAUUUGGAUCUGUUAAGUUGAAGGUGAAGAAUAAUGAUAAACACACAACUAGUGGAGAUUCAACCUUGUGAACUCAAGUUCACAUUUGAGGUGAAGAAACAAAGUUCAUGUGCAGUUCACAUAGCUAAUAUCACAGACCAAUAUGUAGCUUUCAAGGUGAAGACCACAUCACCUAAGAAAUACUGUGUCCGGCCUAAUAUAGGUGUUAUCAAACCAAAGUCAACAUAUGACUUCACAGUUACAAUGCAAGCUCAGAGGACAGCUCCAUCUGAUAUGCAAUGCAAGGAUAAAUUUUUGAUUCAGUGCACGGUUGUUCCUUUUGGAACUAAUGAAGAGGAAAUUCCACCCAGCAUGUUCAACAAAGACAAUGGAAAAUAUAUUGACGAGUGCAAAUUAAAGGUUGUUCUGGUUAGCCCACCCCAGUCUCCAGUUCUGCAGCCAGCUAAUGGAAUUUCCAAGCAAGGUGCAUCUAUUGAGACUUUGAUGCAACAGGAAAAAUUCCCAAGUGGUGUUGAAAACCUUCCUCCAGCUCAAACUGUGGUUAAGAACAACAAGGAUAUUAAAUUUGAGGAAGAAACAGAGGAACCAAGAUUGGGUAACAUUGCAGACGUCAAAGAUCUGAACUUUGCAAAAAAUACCGAGUCCAAUAUUGAUGGAAUUGAUGAAACAAUAUGUCAAGUGGUUGAGAACAACAAGGGUGCAGAUUUUGAUGCAGAAGAAGAGGAGCCAAGAUUGGCAAAGACUGCGGAAGACGUCAAGUUGAAUUCUCCUAAGAGCAGGGAGUCUAAUGCCAAUGAGGUUGAGGUUGUUAAAUCAAGACAUCUGAACAUGGAGACAAAAUUGUCACUAUCCAAAGAUGUUGAGGAGCUAAAGUCUAAGAUAAAUUCACUGGGUUCUCAGCUUAUUGAGGCUGAAUGCAUAAUUGCAAAGUUAAAAGAAGAGAAGCGAAGUACCUUCAAAGACGUGGAAAUUUUGAAGCAAGAAUUGGCAUUACUAAAGACAAAGGGUGUUGGAAAAAGAUCUCAAGUUGGUUUUCCCCCGUUAUUCCUUUGCAUGGUUGCAUUGAUUUGUCUCACCAUUGGGUAUCUUGUACGUGCUUAACAAGGAUUUUGCUUGGCUUUGGUAUAUUUGUAACUGUUUAGGAACUUACAAUGUCUUCAGCAUGUUGACAAUUUCAUCUUUUUAUUCAUUUAAUAGCUGUCAACCUAACGAGUUUUUU